AAAUUUCCAGAAAAAUAAACAAAUUUUUUUUUUCUCGCAGCUACUUGACAGCCACCCAGACCAAACUGUACCCAUCUUGGAGCUUUCCCUCUUUCUUCAAGAGAUUAAUCUCUUUCUCUACGCAUAUUUUUAAAUAUUUUUAUUGUGUUUAAGAAGCCGUGGAAUUUCGUUUUCUUUGUGAUGUGUUACGAACUUCCGGUUUGCAAGAAAUGUAUUGCUUGUAACUACUCUGUCUAGUGACAUUUCAACUAUAAAUCUCUAUUUUUCUACCCAAUUUGUUUUCGUUAAGUAUGAGUUUCAUAUUCAUUUCUUAGUGGUUGAGAUUUAUAAUAAGGUUCUUGAUCUUGGAUUUGUGGGGUACCUGCAAAAUGAGGAAUUGGAGAUGCGUUUUUUCUAUGGUUGUUUAUUUCGCAUUUUGUUUUAGUAUUGAAGCUUACAAGUUUCAGAGAACUCAACAAACGGAGAGAAUCUCAGGUAGUGCUGGCGAUGUCUUAGAAGAUGAUCCAGUUGGAAGGUUAAAAGUUUUCGUAUAUGAGCUUCCCAGCAAAUACAACAAAAAAAUUCUGCAAAAGGACCCACGAUGCCUCACUCAUAUGUUUGCUGCUGAGAUUUACAUGCAUCGCUUCCUUUUAUCUAGCCCCGUCAGAACGCUUAAUCCCGAGGAAGCAGAUUGGUUCUAUACACCUGUGUAUACAACUUGUGACCUGACACCAAAUGGUCUCCCUUUACCAUUCAAAUCACCUCGUAUGAUGAGGAGUGCUAUACAGCUUAUUUCUUCCAAUUGGCCUUACUGGAAUAGAACUGAAGGGGCUGAUCACUUCUUCAUUGUGCCUCACGAUUUUGGUGCAUGCUUUCACUAUCAAGAAGAAAAAGCCAUUGAAAGAGGAAUUCUUACCCUGCUCCAGCGUGCUACCUUGGUUCAAACUUUUGGACAACGUAACCAUUUUUGCUUAAAGGAUGGCUCCAUUACAAUUCCUCCAUAUGCUCCUCCGCAGAAAAUGCAAUCCCAUUUAAUCCCGCCUAGCACUCCUCGGUCCAUCUUUGUUUACUUCCGUGGUUUGUUUUAUGACGUGGGAAACGACCCAGAAGGUGGCUAUUACGCAAGGGGUGCACGAGCUUCGGUAUGGGAGAACUUUAAGAACAAUCCUCUAUUUGACAUCUCAACAGAGCACCCAAGUACCUACUAUGAAGACAUGCAAAGAGCUGUUUUUUGUUUGUGUCCACUUGGAUGGGCUCCAUGGAGUCCAAGAUUGGUAGAAGCUGUCAUUUUUGGUUGCAUUCCGGUUAUCAUAGCAGACGAUAUUGUGUUGCCAUUUGCUGAUGCAAUUCCAUGGGAAGAUAUAGGGGUGUUUGUACCUGAGAAGGAUGUUCCUAAGUUGGAUACGAUUCUCACUUCAAUUCCGAUUGACGAAAUAUUGAGGAAGCAGAGAUUACUUGGCAACCCUUCGAUGAAGCAGGCAAUGUUAUUCCCGCAACCUGUGCAGCCGAGGGACGCUUUUCAUCAGAUUCUGAACGGACUUGCUCGUAAGUUGCCACAUGAUAAGAGUGUGUAUCUGAAACCGGGUGAGACGAUCCUUAACUGGACAGCUGGUCCAGUUGGUGACCUCAAACCUUGGUAGGGGGGUGAUUUUUGAGAUGUUUGAUCUUGCUGCUGGCUCGGUCCUGAGCUCAUGCUGAAUUGGAAGUGUUGAUCGAGAAGGAUUAGUUCAUGUAUAUAGUUCAAGGGGACAGGUGAUUUGAAACCUGAUCGACAUCUGAUGUGUGAUUUUGACUUGCAUAUUUCUAUCCUUUUGCUGAUAUUGGGUUUGUUAUAGUGAAGAAAAUGAUCUUCGUUUAUUUGUAAUUUGCAAACUGUGAAAAGAGAGUUCAAAUUAUCAUGCUAUUCUGCCAUUAGUGUUUAUUUC
Molecule: messenger RNA, 1904 nt
Organism: Olea europaea var. sylvestris
Lineage: Eukaryota; Viridiplantae; Streptophyta; Magnoliopsida; Lamiales; Oleaceae
Product: probable beta-1,4-xylosyltransferase IRX10L
Exons: 4
Coding region: 369-1619 (416 amino acids)
Biological process (GO): plant-type secondary cell wall biogenesis; glucuronoxylan biosynthetic process
Molecular function (GO): 1,4-beta-D-xylan synthase activity; glucuronoxylan glucuronosyltransferase activity
Source: RefSeq, a predicted model, not a curated record